ACGUUUGGGUUUUUGUUUGCCAGCCCAUUUGGACCUCAUCGUAGGAAGGGGUUUAUUGGAGCGACAACGGGGAAGACAUUUGGCAGCAAGACGGGAGAGAAAGGAAUUGCAGAACGCGCUCGCAUUGUUCUUUCAUUUGCAACAGCGGCCGGCAACUACCUCAUACCCUCCGUCCCAACACGUCCCGACCAUAAUCUAGCUUAUACCCCCCAUGAGCGACGCCUCGGCGUCCCAAUACCCGCACCCAACGUCGGGCGCUCCAUCUUCCCCGGGUAGCAGCGCCGACUCUAUAUACGAUCAUGCCGGCCAAUACAUUUUUCAUCGCUCCACGGAAGGACUCUCAAAGGCCACCAUAGACCGCGCCACCGCUGCCAAGUACAAACUAGAGCACUUUUACAAAGGAGUUGUGACGGAAUGUGCUGAUCGAGAGGCGAGGCGAAAGGAAACAGAGGAGAGAAUUAGCCAGGAGCCGUGGACAGAGGAUCGAAAACAGCGACAAUUGGCUGCGUACGGACAGCGAGAAUCAGAGUUUCUUAGAUUGCGGCGCGUCCGAAUGGGUGUGGAAGACUUUAAUACUGUCAAAGUAAUCGGGAAAGGAGCGUUUGGGGAGGUUCGGUUGGUCCAAAAGUCGGAUACAGGCAAGAUUUAUGCCAUGAAAACUCUGCGAAAGACAGAGAUGGUUAAGAAAGACCAGCUCGCACACGUUAAAGCAGAACGUGACGUACUCGCCGAAUCCGUACAUACACCAUGGGUCGUACAGCUCUACUAUUCCUUUCAAGACUCAUUGUAUCUUUACUUGAUUAUGGAGUUUCUGCCGGGUGGUGAUUUAAUGACCAUGUUGAUAAAGUAUGAUACCUUCUCCGAAGACGUGACCCGAUUUUACAUGGCAGAGUGUGUAUCUGCCAUUGAUGCCGUGCACGGUUUGGGUUAUGUUCACCGGGAUAUCAAGCCAGAUAACCUUCUUAUUGACAAGGAUGGGCACAUCAAGCUUUCUGAUUUCGGAUUGUCAACCGGGUUCCACAAAACCCAUGAUUCGACGUAUUACCAGCGACUUUUGGACAAUUCAAACCCGGCGAGCAAGAUUGAUCAGAUUGGAACUCAAAAGAAUAUUGAUUUGACGUUUUCGCGCAAGGAUCGGAUGGCAACUUGGAAGAGGAAUCGGCGGGCCUUGGCAUACUCGACCGUGGGUACACCGGAUUAUAUUGCACCAGAAGUCUUUUCACAACGGGGCUACGGCAAGGAAUGUGACUGGUGGUCAUUGGGCGCCAUCAUGUUUGAAUGUCUGGUGGGAUAUCCGCCUUUCUGCUCAGAGAGCGCCCACGAGACAUAUCGAAAGAUUAUCAAUUGGAAAGAGUAUCUGUACGUUCCAGAUGAUGUGCACCUUUCCCGUGAGGCAGAGGAUUUGAUCCGGAGUCUCCUCUGCGACGCCGAAACCCGGCUAACGGCCCCCGAAAUUCGCUCCCACCCCUUCUUUCGUGGUGUUGAUUGGCACAACAUCCGUAAAACCCGCAGCCCGUUUAUCCCCCAACUCAAGUCCAUCACAGAUACGUCCUACUUUCCCACAGAAGAUUUGGUGGGUGUCCCGCAACAGGUGGGCGAGCAGGAGCACAUGGGUGGUGAUACGGGGACCAAUGGGACGGCAGAAUUUAUGUCGAAUCCUGGCAAAGAUUUGGCGUUUGUGGGCUAUACAUUCAAGAGAUGGGAGACGAUACGGCAUGAACUGUAGCUUUAGUAAAUACAUGAAGUGCAUAACCCCAAAAA
Messenger RNA from Spizellomyces punctatus DAOM BR117, 1761 nucleotides. RefSeq names its product AGC/NDR/NDR protein kinase. Gene Ontology annotation, molecular function: ATP binding; protein serine/threonine kinase activity. Gene Ontology annotation, biological process: intracellular signal transduction; peptidyl-serine phosphorylation. The coding region runs from base 212 to 1726 and encodes 504 amino acids. NCBI's taxonomy places the organism in Eukaryota, Fungi, Chytridiomycota, Chytridiomycetes, Spizellomycetales, Spizellomycetaceae. The record is from RefSeq and is a predicted model, not a curated record. The transcript is spliced from 8 exons.